GAGACGGCGGGUAAUCCCAGGGAGAAGGAUCACUCCAGCCAUGCGCCGCGGAUAUUAAAAGCCUUAGACUAUACUACAUGCCGGUGGAAUCGACUAAGUGGGUGGAUAUUUGGACAUAACACAGGAAUUGAUCCCUUGACGCGCAGAAUGAAGCGCGAAAGGGACAGUUGGGACGCGGGCAAACCGGCGACUUUGUUGGCAAUUUUGUGGAAUCCACGUAGCGUCACUAUGGAGCCUUUAUUUUCUCUGAGCUGCUCAGAAAGCCUUCGUGUCUUCACAGAGGUGAAGGAAGUUAAGUGAGCUUAGCUUGUAGUAGAAUGGUCCUCCUCGGAUGGGACUCUGAGGGAAGGCGAUGGCAGCUUUUCACCACAGCAACCCAACGGACAGGGACAUCAGGAGGGUUCUCCAAAAACUUCUAAUCAUGCUCUCUCUGGGAAUAAUCUGUGUCUCUCUUUUCUACUUCCUCGCGGGAUGCUGCGAGUCGGACAUAAGGGAAAACUCCAUCUCUCAAAGACCCGCCAGUGAGUUUCUUUUAUCAGGAUGGUAUCAUGACAGAAACGGGACGUUGUAUAAGGACGUUGUAAUGGUACAGAAUGAAGAUGGAUACCCAGUAGCCGGGGAGAGGAGCACAAUAACUCCGGUUUUGGAGACGAAUAACUCGGUUAAAGAUUUGAUGGCGACACGGCGGUUACCCCAAGCCCUCAUUAUAGGGGUAAAGAAGGGUGGCACGAGGGCUCUUUUGGAGUUUCUCAGGCUGCACCCGGACAUCCGCGCGCUGGGCUCUGAACCGCACUUCUUUGACCGGCAUUACGCACGAGGUUUGGACUGGUACAGGAGUAUGAUGCCCAGGGCCUUGGAUGGCCAGGUUGUCAUGGAGAAGACACCGCGUUAUUUUGUUACCGUGGAGACCCCGGGGCGUGUACACUCCAUGUCGCAUGACGUGAAGCUGAUUGUGGUGGUCCGAGACCCUGUGACCCGGGCCAUCUCUGACUACACCCAGAUCAUCUCCAAGACCCCCCACAUCCCCACCUUCGAGACCCUCGCCUUCAAGAACCGCACCAAUGGUGAGAUCGACUCUCUGUGGAGCCCUCUAUGGAUCGGACUGUACGCCCAGCACCUGGAGCGUUGGCUGGCCUGGUUCCCCCGGGCCCAGAUCCAUCUGGUCAGUGGGGAGGGCCUCAUCUCCGACCCAGCCGGAGAACUAGGAAAGGUCCAGGACUUUCUGGGCCUUCAGAGGAUUGUGACGGACAAGCACUUCUACUUCAAUAAGACUAAAGGUUUCCCCUGCCUGAAGAAACCGGAGGGCAGCAGCAAGCCCCACUGCCUGGGAAAGACUAAAGGCAGGACACACGCCUCCAUUGAUCCGGAAGUGAUCCGGAGACUUAGGGAGUUCUAUAGGCCGCACAACCAGCGGUUCUACCAGAUGACUGGCCAGAACUUUGGAUGGCAAUGAGGACUCAGUAGGGAUACCAAGGUAAAACAUGGAGAGUAACAAAGACACUCAGGCAUGGUUCACAGGGACAGGGACAGACAUUAAUGCCAUUUUGGACAUGCAGGACAAAUCUAAUAAGACCAACUACAAUCCACAGCAUGUGCUCUUUGAUUACAACCUCAUUGAUGCCCAAAGCGAAAGAGUACACUUUCUACUCAAUCAUUCUCACAAAUCGAUUUUCAUACUAUUAUCUACACAAUCAUUCUCACAAAUUGAUUUUCAUACUAUUAUCUACACCUCUUUUCUCUAUAAUAAAGAAAAUAGUAAUUGGACAUAUGAGCUUGUCUGACCACCAUGCUUACCACUGUCAACUGUCAGAAUCUCCUAAAAUACCCACAACAUGGCUUUUCAACCUUUCUUUCACACAAAAUCCUACAUUCUGUAAUCAAUUUGAAAUUGAGAUGAAAUUCAUUCAUAACGAUCAAUAACAAAAAGUGGUCGAUGACCCCAGGAUUCUAUGGGAUGCCACCAUAGGUUUUUGCUAAAGAUAAUGCAUCUGUUUUGAAUAAAUCACAAUAAAUAAAAAGAUAUCAGAUUUGGAAAUGUUGUUCACUUUUAGAGCUAAACAAACACUAUUUUCAGACCAAUAUUACUCUUUCCAAAGUCAUGACAGAACUUUGUUUAUUGAUAAAGACAGAGUGCAGAACUCGCCUUCCAUCGAGUUAAGAUUCAACCAUUACUUCCAUGGUCCCAUUCGUUUACUGGGCUGACAAGCUACGCAGUAACAAACAAUUAUCUGACAAAGCGGCUAUUGAAUCUGAAACAGUGAAAUUACUAUCAGAACCCAAAUGAAUCAAUCAAAGAUUCUUCCCGCUUUUAUAAAUAACUGUACACCUCUGAUUAUAAAUCCACACCAAGUUCUUUAUAAAAAAAGAAUGAAGAACUCUUCUCUCAGCAGAGAAAGACAACUUGUCAGGAUCCCAAAUCUCUCUGAACGAACUGAAAGGGGAGUUGGAUGACAUGAAUAAAGACAAACCACCUGGAUGGGUGGUUAUUCCUCCUGAGGUCUAUUUAACAUUUUGGAAUCAAUUAGGUCCACUAUCUCUCUAAAUGUUUAAUAUGUUCACAAGGGUUCAUUUGGACGAGAUGUGAACACAGCACUAAUUUCACUUUUAUUAGAAAAAAGGUAAGGUAAGGCUGCCACCCAUUGUUCUCAUUAUCGCCCCCUAUCUUCAUACAGAGUAAUGACAUACUGCCUCAUACUGUUGAUACAAUCUAAUGACAUAGCCACGUACAGAGUAAUGACACAGCCUCAUACUGUUGAUACAAUGUAAUGACAUAGCCACGUACAGAGUAAUGACAUAGCCACGUACAGAGUAAUGACAUAGCCUCAUACUGUUGAUACAAUCUAAUGACAUAGCCACGUACAGAGUAAUGACAUAGCCUCAUACUGUUGAUACAAUGUAAUGACAUAGCCUCAUACUGUUGAUACAAUGUAAUGACAUAGCCUCAUACUGUUGAUACAAUGUAAUGACAUAGCCACGUACAGAGUAAUGACAUAGCCUCAUACUGUUGAUACAAUCUAAUGACAUAGCCUCAUACUGUUGAUACAAUGUAAUGACAUAGCCUCAUACUGUUGAUACAAUGUAAUGACAUAGCCUCACACUGUUGAUACAAUGUAAUGACAUAGCCUCACACUGUUGAUACAAUGUAAUGACAGCCUCAUACUGUUGAUACAAUGUAAUGACAUAGCCACGUACAGAGUAAUGACAUAGCCUCAUACUGUUGAUACAAUGUAAUGACAUAGCCUCAUACUGUUGAUACAAUGUAAUGACAUAGCCACGUACAGAGUAAUGACAUAGCCUCAUACUGUUGAUACAAUGUAAUGACAUAGCCUCAUACUGUUGAUACAAUGUAAUGACAUAGCCACGUACAGAGUAAUGACAUAGCCUCAUACUGUUGAUACAAUGUAAUGACAUAGCCUCAUACUGUUGAUACAAUGUAAUGACAUAGCCUCAUACUGUUGAUACAAUGUAAUGACAUAGCCACGUACAGAGUAAUGACAUAGCCUCAUACUGUUGAUACGGAAGUGGCUCUGUGCUGGGAACUAAACCAAUGUUUACAGACCUCUGGGUAGUGAGGGAGACAAUGCAGAAAGACCAGCUCUAUGCUAGUUACCUUUCAGUAUCUAAUAGAUCUUCAACGAAAGUAAGAAAGUGGCAUUGUUUGAAAACAGCUGGCGUUCUUGUCUUAGAUACACGGUGGCCCGCCAGGAGUGAAGGACAUUGUUAUGGGAUGUGUAGCCUGCAGUGUAGGCUGAUGUGUAGUCUACAGUGUAGUCUGCAGUGGAGGCUGAUGUGUAGUCUACAGUGUAGUCUGCAGUGUAGGCUGAUGUGUAGUCUACAGUGUAGUCUGCAGUGGAGGCUGAUGUGUAGUCUGCAGUGUAGGCUGAUGUGUAGUCUACAGUGUAGUCUGCAGUGGAGGCUGAUGUGUAGUCUGCAGUGUAGGCUGAUGUGUAGUCUGCAGUGUAGUCUGCAGUGUAGGCUGAUGUGUAGUCUGCAGUGUAGGCUGAUGUGUAGUCUGCAGUGUAGGCUACAGUGUAGUCUGCAGUGGAGGCCGAUGUGUAGUCUGCAGUGUAGUCUGCAGUGUAGGCUGAUGUGUAGUCUGCAGUGUAGGCUGAUGUGUAGUCUGCAGUGUAGGCUACAGUGUAGUCUGCAGUGGAGGCCGAUGUGUAGUCUGCAGUGUAGUCUGCAGUGUAGUCUGCAGUGUAGUCUGCAGUGUAGUCUGCAGUGGAGGCCGAUGUGUAGUCUGCCGUGUAGGCUGAUGUGUAGUCUGCAGUGUAGGCUGAUGUGUGCUGUAUUAGCAUCGUCCUGCAGAUGAAAAACUAAACUAAACAAAAACAAGAUAGUUGUCUUACGAUGCUUCAUGCAGUUAGACAUUCCUUCAGCUCCUCCUUAAUACAACUUAGCUUGUUUCAGUCCGUGCUUUAGGCUUUGAAUAAAAAUAGUUGUAGGCAAUCAAUACACAGUAUACAGGAGGAGGAAUGAUGUAGAGAGCAGCGAGAGGAAGUAUGAGUAGCAUCGUUAUAAGUGCUCAGAUUCGACUGAGUGGUUUUGUAUCGUUGUUGAAUAAUGAAUGUGCAUAAAGUGGAUUAAGAGGAGCUCACAUGUAUCAGGCCUUUCUGGGUAGAGGUUGUCCAUAGGCACAGAUCUAGAAUCAGUUUAGGCAAGGAAACACUAAACUGACCUUAGGUCACUGGCUAUGGGCAUCUUCAUCCUAACCUGGGUAGAGGUUGCCCAUAGGCACAGAUCUAGAAUCAGUUUAGGCAAAGAAACACUAAACUGACCUUAGGUCACUGGCUAUGGGCAUCUUCAUCCUAACCUGGGUAGAGGUUGCCCAUAGGCACAGAUCUAGAAUCAGUUUAGGCAAGGAAACACUAAACUGACCUUAGGUCACUGGCUACGGGCAUCUUCAUCCUAACCUGGGUAGAGGUUGCCCACAGGCACAGAUCUAGAAUCAGUUUAGGCAAGGAAACACUAAACUGACCUUAGGUCACUGGCUACGGGCAUCUUCAUCCUAACCUGGGUAGAGGUUGCCCACAGGCACAGAUCUAGAAUCAGUUUAGGCAAGGAAACACUAAACUGACCUUAGGUCACUGGCUACGGGCAUCUUCAUCCUAACCUGGGUAGCCCACCAUAGGAGGACGACCAAAAUAUAACAACGGAUGAAUCUGACAUCUUAAACCAAUAUAUUGGAAUCAAUGGGAACAGAAGCUCCAAAAUAAGCUUUUUGGCUCCAACGGGCUGCUGUAGAACCCGCCUCCCUUUUGGAUGUAUUUGCACUAGUUUGAAAAAAAAAACGUAAAACAACAAUAAAAGAGAUUUUGAAACAAAUGUCACAUUGCAUCUUUGUACUGUCAAAGCUAUUCUGACUCCCGUGUGGCUCAAUUAGUAAAGCACUUGCAACCACACAAGGUUGUCGGUUUAAUUCCCAUCGGGGACCAGUUUGAAAAUGUAUUCUCUCAUUGCUCAGGUUGAAAUGUAUAUGAGGUUGAUGAAAUGAAGAGAGUUGUGCAAGGAAGAACAGAGCGUAUUGAGUUGAUCGAUCUCAGUGAGCAAUAAGGCAGACCACCAUAGUGACAGAAAUGGGUUAACAUUGCCCUCCAGUGGCCGUUAGAGGAACUGCACAAUCAUCAAAUCCCCAACACGAUUGUGUCUCGUGUUUAAACUGUUUGAGUUCUAUGGUAGUUAUAUAGGCGUUUAGACUUUGUAUAAAAAUGUCUAUUUUUAUUUCUGUUAUCAACACUGAAUCUUAUUAGUACGUAACAAUAUAAACAAUUAUAUUUGGCAAUAAACAAGUUACUAAACAACUCACUUUAUGUUUCAUAAUUUGCCCGAGUAUCUUUUGAUAUAAAAUGAUGAAUAUUCUGUACAACUUAACAUAUAACUCCUAUCAUUUAAGUUAAUCAUUGCAAUUAAUCACACACAGAAAGUUACCAAAAUAGCACUUAAGACAAAUAAAUGACUGAAAAUAAAUAUCUGACACCAACACACACAGAAAGGAGCAUAACUAUCUGUACCUUGAAACUUAUUGGAAACACACGAAGAAGAAAACAUUUAACUUGGCUGGAAAAUGUGAAAUAUUUUUAAAAGAGCCACUUAUUUCAACAGUUAAAUUAAAUAAAUGAAUUUGAGUGUUAAUAAAUACAUAAGGGAACGCAAUAUACAGUAUAUACACAAAUCCAUAAUAAAUUAACUUUAAGCCAGGUCGUUUUACUAACUAGGAAAGUAUAAAUCCUACGUAUCUUAAAUACUGUCUUGAAAUACAUUUCUCUGAUGCUGGUUCAUUCAACUUGGAGUCUAUAAUGUGUACAAUUCUAGGACAUUUACAGCUGUAGCCUUUCCGUAUUUCACUACAAUUGUCAAGUAAACCUUUUACUUUCCUAGAAAUCCUCAUAAAAGCAAUACAUCUCAGUGCACAUGGAAGGGAAGAGCAGGAUAUCAUAACGGUGUUGGCCGUUUGCACAGAUACAAGCCAUAUAGCGGAAUCUCCCGUGUCUCAUUAGAGACAAUAGGAACAGAACCUGGCCUUUGUAACUUUGUAACAGCGAGUCUCCCUCUCGGCACAUCUGCAGGCUGUUUGAAGUUGAUCACAAUACAGUAGCCGGAAUCGAAGGCAUUCAGCAUGGCCUGGCAAAUAUCUCCACCCUCAUCCUUUAUCUACAGUGCCUUCGGGAAAUAUUCACACCCCUUGGCUUUUUCCAAAUGUUGUUGUGUUACAGCCUGAAUUUAGAAGGGAUUAAAUGGAGAUUUGUUCUGUCACUGGCCUACAAACACACACAUACACAUACACAUACACAUACACAUACACAUACACACACACAUACACACACAUACACACAC
This is a messenger RNA of Oncorhynchus kisutch (coho salmon), 6834 nucleotides long. Its product is annotated as heparan sulfate glucosamine 3-O-sulfotransferase 6-like. The coding region runs from base 353 to 1453 and encodes 366 amino acids. The record is from RefSeq and is a predicted model, not a curated record. The transcript has 3 exons. Lineage: Eukaryota; Metazoa; Chordata; Actinopteri; Salmoniformes; Salmonidae. Gene Ontology annotation, molecular function: [heparan sulfate]-glucosamine 3-sulfotransferase activity.